UGAUUGGCGGGCGGCUUUAAAGCGGGCGCGGGGCGGCUUCGCCUGUAGUUCUCCCCCCCUCCCGCCGAGCUUUAGGCCACGCCCCUCCCGACCCUUACCUCAGGCGAGGCCUGGUUGGGCUUUCCCCCCCCUCCUUUUUGUGGGGAGGGUUGUCAGAGCCCCCCCUUAGGGCAGAAAGGGGGCACCCCCUUUACCCCCUCCCUCACAAUUGGGGUCCCCUUUUCCUCCCCCCUCCUCCUUUUUUUGCCCCCUCACUCAUUUUUAAGUCAUUUUGGAGGUGGGGGGUCGACCCAACUCUCUUUCUCCCCCCUCUUCUCAUUGGGAAGAUAAUUUUGAUUUUCCCCCUCUUCUAAGCCCCCCUUUUAAAAAUUGGGGAGCUUGAUGAUAAUUGGCAAAAUUCGAUAAUUGGCAGAAUUAUAUGUUUUAUAUAUAUAUAUUUAUGGUCAUGCUUCCCUGUCCCUCCCUUCUUUGUUGUGACUUCGAGACAAACCCACCCACCCAUCCCCAAUUCAGGAGGGGGAAAAAAUAAAUAAAUCAUCUUUCUGCUCCUUCCUGGCCAAGCCUUGAAGAACCACCUCUUUUUGGGUGGCAUCAGUUUCCUUCUUUUUUAAAAUAUCUAUAUUUUCUUGGGGGUGGGGGGAAAUCCCCCUUGCCAGCCUACCUUAUUUUCUGCUUUGCUGAAAUCCCCCCCCCCUUUACUUAGAGGCCAUCUCAUCUUUAGGGUUGCAUUUUCCGCCCUAUUCUAAUCAAGGAUAAUUACCAUUUCUUCCCUGCCCUCCCCCCCUUCUGGAAAUUCACCUCUUCCUCCCCAUUUUGCUCUACCUUGGAAAAAGGGUGUGAUCCUGCCUGCCUUCUUGGCUUCCUCCAGGGAGAAAACCACCCCCUCCCCAUUGACAGACACCUUUUUCUUCAAGGGAGGACCACCUCCCCUGUUCCAUAAUUAGGGCUAAUUAUAUAUUUUACAAGGUGGAGGAAAAGGACACCAAUUUCUUCCCCUUUGGAGGGGGCAAGCCUGCCUCGAAGGCCAGCAUUUACUCCUUUGGGGGGGAGGGCAUCCUUUUAAAUUAGGAAUAAUUACAUAUUUUCUAGAGCCAGCUGCAGCAAUUAUUUCUCUUUCUCCCAGCUCUCUCUUCUUCUUGGAACAAAUUGCUUUUCCUUGCCAUUUUUCUUUCUUUCAUUCUCCUGCAACAUCUUUUUUUUGGGGGGGGGGACGAGGGAGAAUUUUGCCUCUUUCUCAGUACAAGUGAGAUUUUGGAGUAACAGCAUUCCAUAGGGUGAGAUAUACUUCCCUUGUUUAAAAUCAGGAAUAGCACAGCAGUUGGAGUGGGUGUUGUGUCUGUCCUCCAACAACAGAAACACAGAGAGAUUUUAUUAGUUGGGGGCCUUUUCCUCACUGCCUGUUAGCUGUUUUCCCCACCCGGUUUCAAGGACAGGAUCUUUACUGUGAGUCUUGCUACCAGCUUGAAGCAACAUUAUUUAAAACCUCCGGGUUUUUAAACUUCCACAACAGUGCAGGAAACUACCCGUGUCCUCUUUUCCUCCAAGAAUUUGGGCAGCAUGAAUUUUUCCGAGGCAUUUAAAGUCUCCAAUCAGUUGUUCAAGUUCUCUCCGGAUGGAAAAUGCCUGGCAUCAGGUGUGCAGUACCGUUUGGUGGUUCGGGACGUGAAUACGCUCCAAAUCCUGCAACUUUUCACCUGUCUCGACCAAAUCCAGCACAUAGAAUGGUCUUCUGAUUCUCUCUUUAUAUUAUGUGCAAUGUACAGACGUGGACUCGUCCAAGUCUGGUCCUUGGAGCAACCCGAAUGGCACUGCAAGAUUGACGAGGGUUCGGCAGGGCUGGUGGCUUCUUGCUGGAGCCCCGACGGCCGUCACAUUCUUAACACGACGGAGUUCCAUCUGCGGAUAACGGUCUGGUCCUUGUGUACGAAAUCUGUGUCUUAUAUCAAAUAUCCCAAGGCCUGUCAGCAGGGCAUCGCAUUCACCAAGGAUGGCCGCUACAUGGCCCUGGCUGAGAGGAGAGACUGCAGAGACUACAUCAGCCUCUUUGUGUGCAGCGACUGGCAGCUUCUAAGGCAUUUUGAGACUGAAACUCAGGACGUGGCUGGGAUUGAGUGGGCCCCAAAUGGCUGUGUGUUGGCGGUGUGGGACAGCUGCCUUGAGUAUAAAGUUUUGCUGUACUCACUCGAUGGCCGUCUGCUGUUCACCUACUGUGCUUAUGAGUGGUCACUGGGCAUUAAAUCUAUAGCCUGGAGCCCUAGCAGUCAGUUCCUGGCGGUCAGCAGCUACGAUGAAAAGGUGCGAAUUCUGAAUCAUGUGACCUGGAAGAAAAUAGCAGAGUUUGAGCAUCCUGUGAACCUUGUUAGCCCAAAGAUAGUUGUUUAUAAGGAAGUGGAGAAGUCCCCUGCUGUGGAGGUGGAGAAGCUUGCCUUCCCUCCUACCAAGAAAAUGGCAAGCUCCUUAUUCAGCACAAAGAGUAAAUAUGAAAUUGUCCAGACCCCCGUUUCUUUGCUUUCCGUAAAACCUGCAGUUGAUCGGGCGAAUCCUAAAAUCGGAGUCGGAAUGUUGGCUUUCAGCUCAGAUAACUGUUUCUUAGCAACCAGAAAUGACAACCUUCCCAAUGCGGUCUGGAUCUGGGAUAUCCAAAAGAUGAAGCUGUUUGUUGUCCUGGAGCAUCUGUGUCCCGUCCAGCUCUUCCACUGGGAUCCUCGACAGUCCCGGCUUGCUGUUUGUACUGGAAACAGCCGAGUCUACCUCUGGUCCCCGGCGGGAUGUGUGUCUGUUCAGGUACCAAUGGAAGGGGACUUCCAGGUGACGUCUCUGUGCUGGCACUCGAGCGGCGACUCUUUGGCUCUUCUGAGUAAAGAUAACUUCUGCAUGUGCUACUUGGAGAAGCAAGAGGGAGAAGCGAAAUAGCGACACCCAAAGCAAAGCUAAGUGAACAUGGACCCUUGUUUUUUGU
Pogona vitticeps (central bearded dragon) is the source of this 2959-nucleotide messenger RNA. The record is from RefSeq and is a predicted model, not a curated record. Lineage: Eukaryota; Metazoa; Chordata; Lepidosauria; Squamata; Agamidae.